CUUUUCGUGGAUCAAUUAGCAAUAUGGAAACGGAGGUUACAGACACAAGUUGCAAUGAAGAAUUGGAUUUUGUUGUUAUUUCUUCAACCACUGAUAAUGCCAAGCAAACUGAUAGUCGUGUCUCUAAACCUUCCGAGCAUGAUGAUUUGAAUGAAGGCGCUAAAGCCUCUCUUAAUCCUGAUGAACAUAUUGUGAAUGGAUACACCAUGGAAAAUUCUGUAGAACCAUUAUCUAUUCAUCAAAAAGAAAAUGGUCUUAAGGAGCAAGAAGAACCUUCUAUAGAGAAUCCUAAUGUAGGCCCUGGUAUCCCAGAGAAGAAAAAUGUGAGGUAUGUUGCCCGGAAGCCAUUUAGUCAGAAAAACUUGGCUUCUUCCAUUAAAACGGAACAAAAGUCAGCUAAUACUGGACCGGUACAUUCUCGUCUCACUGUUUCUCGAAGCUGUCAUUUUGCAACUAACAAGCAUGCUUCUGGUGGGAAUCAUACUUCUAGCAAUGCUACUUGGAAUGGGAACUACUCUUACUCUGAGACAACAAAUCUGAUGAAGAAGAACCAGAGUAACACAGCUCUUAUGUCAAGGAAGUCUACGCAACCUGAUGAUACAAAGCUUCUGAAUGACGAGGAUGCUUGCUCUGUUACUUCUACAACUAUAGCAUCUCUGAGAACAUCAAAAGGCAGGCUUACAGUGGCUUCUGCCCCUGUUUUCAAAUGCACUGAACGUGCAGAGAAGCGCAAGGAGUUUUAUCUAAAGUUGGAAGAGAAGCACCAAGCUUUGGAGGCUAAAAGAAGCCAAUGUGAAGCUAGGUCAAAGGAAGAACAAGAGGCAGCUAUUAAGCAACUGAGGAAGAGCUUGACAUUCAAAGCUACACCUAUGCCAAGUUUCUACCAUGAGGGGCCUCCUCCGCAGACUGAACUGAAAAAGCUGCCCACAACUCGUCCGAAAUCACCAAAGCUUGGUCGAAAAAAGAGCUGUCCUGAUGCAACUAAUCCAACCCAACAAAAUAAUGAUCCUUUUAAAGAUCAAGGGAGCCGUAGAUCUGCUUCAGCUAAGGAGAAUGUGAAGACCCUAAUUCAAAAGGUGUCUGUUGAGAGGAUAGUCAAUAUCGCAGUGCAAUCGUGAUUGAUAUUUGUGAUUUUAAUUUAUAUUUUCAUGGCUUGCAGCAUUGACAUGAUUUAUAUGUUGAAUAAAUUAUACUACCGUUGCCAAAAAAUGUUUUGCUUCGGUUUGUGUGACGGAUGAUGUUGUACAUGUUGUAAGUUAUAAAGAGGGUGGUGUGAUUAAACGUGAAAUAUCUUUCUUAUUUAUAUAAAUGCGGACAAAAUUUUCAGAUUUGCUUGC
Messenger RNA from Ananas comosus (pineapple), 1337 nucleotides. RefSeq names its product protein WVD2-like 3. Gene Ontology annotation, biological process: microtubule cytoskeleton organization. Lineage: Eukaryota; Viridiplantae; Streptophyta; Magnoliopsida; Poales; Bromeliaceae. Gene Ontology annotation, molecular function: microtubule binding. Bases 24 to 1118 code for a protein of 364 amino acids. The record is from RefSeq and is a predicted model, not a curated record. The transcript is spliced from 7 exons.